AGGAAGAAAAUCACUGCGGGCAGAGAGUGGUGAACGUGGAGUAAAAUUCAGUGGGAAUGUUCGGAUGUGAGAUGAAAAACUUCAGUCCCAUGCAGACCUCUACUCUGCACAUGCGACAAACACUAGGAAGUGUAAUCGAGUUUUAUUUUGAUCUGGAGACUUAUGUAUUACUUUUAUGCUGCCUUUAUGUCCUUUUUUCAUAUUGAAAAUUUGGUUACCAUUCAUUUUCAUUGUAUAGACAAACAGACAUCAUAUCUCCAUUAAAAUAUCUUCAUUUAAGUUCCACGGAAGAAAGAAAGACAUACGAAUUUGAGACCACAUACUGUAAGGGCUGCAGCACAUCUUUUCUACUGGGCUUUGCUGUAUUAUGAGCUGUAGUAAACCAACACGCUUUGAUCAAUUCUCAGGAGGACCUGUGGCAACCAACACUGUAUCCUCACCUGACAUCAACAAAUGUACCAAAAUGGAGACUAGUUUUGGAUCUACAUUUCCAGCAGUUCCCCAAGUAGCUAAAGCAGAAACUAAUUACAAACAGCACCGCAGGACUCCUUCAUCCUCUAGCACUCUGACAUACUCCCCUCGUGAUGAGGAUGAUGGCAUGCCACCCAUCAGUACCCCUCGCCGCUCAGACUCUACCAUUUCGGUUCGUUCCCUGCACUCUGAGUCCAACAUGUCGCUGCGCUCCACCUUUUCCCUGCACGAGGAAGAGGAAGACACAGAGCCGCAGGUGUUUGCGGAGCAGCCUUCCAUUAAGCUUUGUUGCCAGCUGUGCUGUAGUGUGUUUAAGGACCCCGUGAUCACCACCUGCGGACACACAUUCUGCAGGCGCUGUGCCUUGACCUCAGAGAAGUGCCCAGUGGAUAACUCCAAGCUUACAGUGGUAGUGAAUAACAUAGCGGUUGCUGAGCAGAUCGGUGAGCUCUUCAUCCACUGCAAGUACGGCUGUCGGCCAGCUGCCUCAGGCAAGCCUGGUGCCUUUGAGGUUGACCCACUUGGCUGUCCUUUCACUAUCAAGCUCAGCAGCAGGAAAGAUCAUGAAGUAAGCUGUGACUACAGACCUGUUCGCUGCCCGAACAACCCCAACUGCCCUCCAUUGCUCACCAUGAAUCUGGAGGCCCAUCUGAAAGAGUGUGAACACAUUAAGUGCCCUCAUUCCAAAUACGGUUGUACCUUCAUUGGGAAUCAGGACACGUAUGAGACGCACCUGGAGGUGUGUAAGUUUGAGGGCCUGAAAGAGUUUCUGCAACAGACGGACGACCGAUUCCACGAGAUGCAGGUGACACUGGCGCAGAAGGACCAGGACAUCUCGUUCCUGCGCUCCAUGCUAGGCAAACUCUCUGAAAAACUGGACCAGCUGGAGAAGAACUUGGAACUAAAGUUUGAUGUGCUGGAUGAGAAUCAGAGCAAGCUCAGUGAAGAUAUGAUGGAGUUCCGAAGAGAUGCUUCCAUGUUAAAUGAUGAACUGUCCCACAUUAAUGCCAGGCUUAAUAUGGGUAUACUGGGCUCCUACGACCCCCAACAGAUCUUCAAAUGCAAGGGUACCUUUGUGGGCCACCAGGGUCCAGUGUGGUGUCUGUGUGUGUAUUCCACUGGUGAUCUUCUCUUUAGUGGAUCGUCAGAUAAGACCAUCAAGGUUUGGGACACAUGCACCACGUACAAAUGUCAGAAGACCCUAGAGGGCCAUGAUGGCAUUGUGUUGGCAUUGUGCAUUCAGGGGAACAAGCUAUACAGCGGCUCAGCUGACUGCACAAUUAUUGUUUGGGAUAUCCAGACUCUGCAGAAAGUGAACACCAUCCGGGCGCAUGACAACCCCGUGUGCACUCUGGUGUCCUCGCACAACAUGCUCUUCAGCGGCUCCCUCAAAGCCAUUAAGGUGUGGGAUAUUGUUGGCACGGAGCUGAAGCUAAAGAAGGAACUGACUGGCUUGAAUCACUGGGUUCGUGCUCUGGUUGCUUCUCAGAAUCACCUUUACAGCGGAUCCUAUCAAACCAUAAAGAUCUGGGACAUCCGUUCUCUGGAGUGUGUCCAUGUGCUCCAGACCUCUGGAGGCAGUGUGUACUCCAUUGCUGUCACCAACCAUCAUAUAGUUUGUGGCACCUAUGAAAACCUCAUUCAUGUUUGGGACAUUGAGUCCAAAGAGCAGGUGCGGACGCUGACGGGCCACGUGGGCACAGUGUACGCCCUGGCUGUCAUCUCCACCCCAGAUCAGACCAAAGUGUUCAGUGCCUCUUAUGAUCGUUCUCUCAGGGUGUGGAGCAUGGACAACAUGAUCUGCACCCAGACUCUGCUGCGUCACCAGGGCAGCGUGACGGCGCUCGCCGUGUCCAGGGGAAGACUCUUCUCUGGGGCUGUAGACAGCACAGUGAAGGUGUGGACGUGCUAAACUCUUCAGAUAAUCAGCAUUAGUUCCAUCAAUAUGCAACUGAGAUGCAUAUGCUUAUGUAUGAACAGAGUAUGAGUAAUAAUGUGAUUUUAUCAGUUUCAAGAGAAUAUCGCAAAAUACAUUAGACCAGACAGGAUUUUCUACCCAUCUAUCAUCUUAUCAUUCUGGAUGUGGGCAUCUACCCCAUGGGAACUUUUACUGCACAGCAAAGUGUGGACAAGAAUGUGUGCGCGUGCUGGAUACAUCUUCAAGGUGCCGUUUGAUUUCCAUACCAUUGCUGUGGAACUUAUACUGGACACCUCUUGUGAGCAUGGAGAACCAUACCAUUGGAAAGCACUCUGCAUAUGUCAUAAAUAUGGCAACUCUGCAUUUUAUGUAUUUAAAUAAGAUCAGUUCCUAUUAACUUGGAGAGUUAUUUCAAGUAUUAUUAUUGAUUUUGAUCUGGAUAGACUAUAAGACUUCAAAUCCACAAACGAAACCCAUGCAGUCCAAGAUCAUGUUGCCUGCAGACCACUGCAAUGUUUUUGCAUUGCUGCUCUCAGCGGUGACUUGAACUCUGACCUUUGUGGGUUACAGUCUCAUGACUGAGUGAGUGCCUAAGCUUCAGUAUGAUGCCAAUGGAGAUGCAAGGAUACUUUUAUACAGAGCUAUCACUCUGCUUGUGCAGGAAGCGUCGUCCCAGGGCUGAAUGGAGACCUACACUAAACCAACUUGGGCCUACAACAGCAGUGCAUUGUUUUGAAGAACACAGUGCCCAUGGCUUUAGUAUAGAUUUGACUGUGCCAACUGAGCAACUGCUCAGCUAUUUUAUAACUGCCUGUUGAUCUAUGUGAAACCUUUGUAUGAUGGUGUAAUUACCUGCUCAUUCAUCAUGCUUUUAUGUAAAUAAUGCAAUGUUUCCUUACCAAAGGCACAACUGCUUCAUGCAUUUCCAUGUUUGUCAUGGAAACCAACCAAGCAAGUAACACGUGUAAUUGAAACUAGCUAAACUAGUUAAAUCACUUUUAGCUAAGUAGUUAUUAGUUUGACAAGUGAAGGAACUUACUAAAUCAUUAUCAAUCGUGCUAGGCUACAUGGAGGAAUAAUUGAGGUGAAUGCAGUGGCUUUGAAAGGGAAUAAUGCAUUGUAUGUUCAGUGUCCUGUGACAUGGUUGGGUUCUCUCUCAAGCUCAACGGGACCAACUCAAAAGCUUCAAAAAGGCUACAUAAACAGCUGCUACUUUGGAUAUCAUGGAUGCCUUUUGGUGUCAUGGGGCUACCAGAUGCAGCUUUCAGCAAGAGUUGUUCCUUCUCUAUGUACGUUUUGAGUCAGCAUUAAGACUUGUGCCUGAGAGAGGACAUGAGAUUGAGACUGUUCACUGCAAAUAUGAAAACGGUUGCUUGUAUAAACCACAUAAGCCGGAGUUUACCAUCAAAGCAGUAUCCAUUUUUAUUGAUUGUAUUAAGUGAAUUGCAUCUACUGUUAUACUUUUAUAUUCAAUUGCUAUCUUACAGGGAUAGUUCAGUCCAAAAUAAUAACUGUCAAAAUUAACUCUGUCAUCAUUUACUCACCAUGUUCUUUUUAAAUCCAUAUUACACUCAAUGUUAGCCUCAGUCACCAUUCAUUUUCAUUGCAUCUUUUUCAUACAAAGAAAAUGAAUGGUGAAUGAGGCUAAUAUUCUGCCUAACAUCACCUUUUGUGUUUCACGUCAAGAAAGGCAUAUGUCUUUGGGAAAAGAGGUUGAGUAAAUUACAAUUUUUCAUUUUGGGUGAACUAUCCCUUAAAGUCUUUUUUAACGUGGCAUUGACUCCCUCUAGUGUCCUUACAUUUUCGAAUUCUCAGUAAAAAUAAAUUGUGAUAGACUCUUUGGCCUUCUGGUACCAGUAGUAAUCAGAUGCAUUGUGUUGAGCUAUUUCCAACUCGGGCUGUUGGUCUUCAGUAAUUGGACUGCUGCAAGAGUGUUUAUAUAUAAUGUUUAUUUAGAGCAGGUGGCUGUUGAUGCAGUCACUGCAAGCACACCACUGUUCCCAAAGCCAGUCACAGCAGG
This is a messenger RNA of Myxocyprinus asiaticus (Chinese sucker), 4409 nucleotides long. RefSeq names its product E3 ubiquitin-protein ligase TRAF7. Gene Ontology annotation, molecular function: ubiquitin-like ligase-substrate adaptor activity; protein binding. Lineage: Eukaryota; Metazoa; Chordata; Actinopteri; Cypriniformes; Catostomidae. Gene Ontology annotation, biological process: proteolysis; Notch signaling pathway; protein polyubiquitination. The record is from RefSeq and is a predicted model, not a curated record. The transcript has 21 exons. Bases 368 to 2383 code for a protein of 671 amino acids. Gene Ontology annotation, cellular component: SCF ubiquitin ligase complex; cytoplasm; nucleus.